AUGGCCAGGUAUCUAGAGAAAAAUCCCCAACACUGGCAUCCUAAUCACAAUGUGGUGGUGAAGGAGAUUGAGAAUAUGAACAAGAUAAAAAUGGCCGUCUUUCUUAAUCACACAAUGAACUUUCAAGACUACGGAGAGAAGAACAAGCGGAGAUCUGAACUGGUUAUAGAGCUGAAGAAAAUUUUUGAAGAUCUUAAUAUCAC
This is a messenger RNA of Ilex paraguariensis (yerba mate), 203 nucleotides long. The record is from the annotation of a GenBank genome assembly. Lineage: Eukaryota; Viridiplantae; Streptophyta; Magnoliopsida; Aquifoliales; Aquifoliaceae.